Molecule: messenger RNA, 5081 nt
Organism: Lytechinus variegatus (green sea urchin)
Lineage: Eukaryota; Metazoa; Echinodermata; Echinoidea; Temnopleuroida; Toxopneustidae
Product: McKusick-Kaufman/Bardet-Biedl syndromes putative chaperonin-like
Exons: 7
Coding region: 556-2460 (634 amino acids)
Biological process (GO): protein folding; intracellular transport; chaperone-mediated protein complex assembly
Cellular component (GO): kinociliary basal body; nucleus; cytoplasm
Molecular function (GO): ATP hydrolysis activity; ATP binding
Source: RefSeq, a predicted model, not a curated record
UCUGUUGCAUUUGAGUUCUGAAAGAGGAAGGAAACGUUUCCUGCAUCAUGAAUCCACCAAAGAAGAACUUUUUUGUUCGUAACAGAGUACUCUUUGUAGGAUUAAUAAGUAUUACACUCAUUCAUGUUGGAUGGUUCCACAUUGCCAAUGAUCCUGUCUUCAAUAAAGAAGCUGGACAUUCAAAGAAGAAAGUUUCAGAUCGUCUUCCAUCUUAUAUCAAAUCAAAGGCUUUGAAGUCACCAGCUGAGAAGUCCAAUUAGUUAUCACUGGAGUACCAAUACCUGUGCAAUCAGUGGAGAAUUUAGGACAUACCAUAGACUUUUGAAAUUUAAUAUCUCUGAAGGACAUAUUACCAUGGGUCUCAAAAAGAUUAUAAUGGAACACAAGUUCAUGAGUGUUGGAAUUGCUUUGGUCACGACCCACCUUUUGAUCUACAAUGUUCAGAAGAUUGCAAAAACUUCAGCUAGGAUUGAGGAUAGGAAAGAGCAAGAUACUGUACUGGUUAUUGGGAAAGAUGAGAAGUAAAUCAUCUAGCUAAGCAGACCAUUGAUCAAGAUGUCUGCUGUGUCCCCAGGAACAAGUAUGGCCUAUCAAACUCCAAAGGAACAAUCUCGCAUCAGCUCUUAUGACCAGCAACAUCCAUCCAACAUCCGUGCUCUCCAAGCCUUCAAAUCCAUCAUCAAAUCAUGCUACGGACCGCAAGGGCACUUGAAAAUGAUUCAGAACCAGUGUGGAGGCCAUGUUACCCUGACUUCCUCCAGCCAGAGACUACUGUCAACCCUUUCCUUAUCCAAACCACUGCUGAAGAUGAUAUCUACAGCAGUGGAGGGACAUCUCAAGGUGUAUUCAGAUGGAGGUCUUCAUGCUGCUCUUCUGGCAUGCUCACUCAUCCAAGGUUGCUGGGAGACAGGACUACAUCCUAUGAUGUGUGUAGCUGUCAAUGAAGUAAUGCAGGACAUAUGCAAGAAAACUAUGUUGUCCAGUGAAAGCUGUAGGAUACCUAUCAAUGUGGCGUCCAUGGAGACACUCUUGUCUCUUGUUCACCCAGUGAUUGCUUCAAAGCCAGGGUGUGGCCUGGUCAAGCGGGACCUUUGCUUGGUAGCAAGAUUAAUCGUACAAUCCUUUAUAUCCUCCAUUCCCAGUGUAGACCACGGUCAGCCACUGACCAUUCCUGAGGUCCAACUCAUCGGAGUAGAGGGAGAGAUGCCUUCAGAAUCACAUAUUGUAGAAGGUAUAUUGAUAGAAGCUCCAGAUAUUCCUGCUUUCUUUACUAAGGAUUUACAAGUGCCUAAGGUAGAGAUUGGACCUGAUGCUGGGUGUGUUAGAGUGGUGCUGUUCAACAUAUCUCUGUCAGGGGAUAGUGAAGAAUACACCGAUGUUCGUUUUGAGCUGGCCCCAGGAGUGACAGCUGAAGCUAGUAAUCUGAAAGCCAUGAGGGAUCUGGUUGAUCAGCUUGUGGACAUGAGAGUUGGAUUAAUAGCAUGUCAAAAGGUCAUACAUCCAUCCAUCAAAAGCUACCUCAGACAGAAGGGGAUUUUAGCCAUGGAUCGUCUGUCCAUUCGUCAUAUUGGAGCAGUACAGCAGAUCACUGGUGCAGAAGUUCUUGGUUCUUUCAACUGUGCAGUCCCAUCGUCAAGUUUAGGCAAGGUGUCGGAUGUCAAACACCUUGUCAUGUUUGGUAGGAGCUAUCUCCAUCUCCAGAACAAUUCUUCAUCACUUUGUACACUGGUAUUAUGCAAUCACACUGAGCAGAGUCUGGAGGAAAUGAAGCAUGUAUGUAAUGUAGCUCAUCAUACCCUGGCCUUGACCUUGAGUGAUCCCACUGCUGUACCUGGAGCUGGCUGUCUCCAUGUUAUCCUGGCUCAUCAUAUUAGAGAACAGGUAAUGCACAUGGAUGAAAGCACAUGGAGAGAUGCAGGGUGCUCCAAAAGCCAGUUUCUGAAAUUAGCUGAUACCUUUGCAUCCAGCUUAGAGGAAGUCGCCGUGGCAACUUCGUGUACAAAUACCAGCCAUCUUGUUACGGACUCCACAUCUCAUCACAGCUGGUCCAUCCCAAGGGAGGCCAUGGAGGAUCCUGAUUGGCUGCAGAGAAUGGGUGGGUGUGGCUGUGGCAUGAAGCUAGCCAAUCAGAUGAGGCAAAGCUCUUGGGGCAUUGUGGGAAAUCUCAAGUAUGGAGAGUACAGGAUGGAAGAGGAAGCUACAACAGAUGCAAGCAGGACUACAAUUGACACUGCUUAUGGAGAGAAAACUGAAACUAGGAAUGAUGAUGAUCCCAUUAGCACAGAUCGGACUGCAAUGCAUGAUGGGAUGUGUGGUCAGAAGCCUUCUAUGGGUCUAGAUAGAGACAAGACUUGCCUGAUCUUGGACUCCUUUGCUGUGAGGUUCAAUUCAUUUUGUGUGGCUGUGGACAUUGUUAAUGUGGUGUUGAGGAUUGGACAUACUGUAGAAGAUAUCAAUUGAUAUCAUUACCUUAAAUGGACAAUUUGCAAUUGGUUCACCUAUCAUAAUUUCUAAAGGUGAAGUUCAUCAUUAUAUAUUUUGUGAAAUCCAGAAUUCAAUACCACUGUUGACUCAUGUUUUUAUCAAUGUUAUCAUGAUAUAGCAAUUUUGUUGUUCCUUUUCUCCUACAAAUGAGCAGGGUUGGGCUCAAUUGCAAGGUAAUUGAUCAAUUAUGUAAUUAAUUACAUUUUUUUGAGUAAUUGUUAUUGUAAUUUAAGUUGAAAGAAAGUAAUUAAAAUUUUUAAAAAAUGUAAAUGACUUCAAUUACUUUUAAUUACAUUCAAUUAUUUUACAAUAAACUUACUUAAUUUGUGAUUUAAUUUCUUGGCCUUGUUCAUGUCAACUGCUUCAGCAUCAAAGAGAUUAACAGGCAGACCUUCAUCUUUUUUCAGUUUCUCUGAAACUUAAACUUAUGUUGAAAUAGGUGGUAAUAUAUUAAAAAUAAAAAUUGGUGUCAUGACAUUUCUAGAAAGUAAUUGAAGUUGUAAUUUGUAAUUGACAAAAGUAAUUGGUCAAUUAUAAUUUAAAAGUUAUUGUAAUCGAACAUUUCUCCAAUUACGUAUUUGUAAUUGAAGAAAUUAAUUUAGCCCAACCCUGCGAAUGAGUGAUCUCAUUAUAAAUUCUUGACAUUCUCCAUACUGUUUUCAUUUUUUAUUUCAAGAAAAUUCACCCAAUAGGCAAUAGUCUAGAAUCAGCUUUUCAUUUUCUAGUUGCCUCAAGCUGAUCAAUGAAGAGCUUAACAAUAAAAUAUUUGCAAGUAGGUCAGUCUUCCAUCGGUACAUGGAAAUGCUUAACCUUUUGGAUCAAACUUUACAUAAUUCUUUGUAUUUUCAUUUUAGAUUUAAUAUUUCUGUGCAACUGCUUCAAAACAUGCUAUUUGAUAUUACUCUUCAAAAUUUCUUUACCUUUGUGUGUGUUGUACUCUAACCUGAACAAGUUCUGAAGCUGUGGAUUCUAAAUUAUCAAAUGAAAUGUGCAAUUUUUAUCAUGCUCAGUUGCCUCUAUGUUUAACUGUAGUUAUAAGAAGUGUUUUUCUUCAGUAUUUUUUGAGAAUAUUAAAUGCUGGUAAUUUUUUGUAUAAUUAUUUACCCAUAGCCACUUUUAAGAACAAAUAUUUCUCUCAAUAUGUCUGAUGUAUCAUUUCCCUGAAUUAAAUUUUCUCAGUUUUAAAACUUUUUGGUGUAAACUCGUAGACAUAUUUUCAUUUAUGAUCUUUUAAAUGUAACUACAAAGAAUAAAUUGUCAACAUGAUAAAUCAGAUGUGGUUGCCAAUUUGAACAUGGGAGAAAUUGUCUCAAAGUGAUUCUAAAAGGCUGUUAAUAUUGUAUUUUUAACAAUAUUUUUUUUUGUUCCAAUAGCUAUCAUGUUUUCAUGAGUUCUGUUAUAAUUCAAGCCAGUCAGAGGAGAAAUAAUGAAUGCUAGCAGAGAAAUGAUAAUACUAAAAUUUUACAAAUGUGCUUAAGCACCUGUCCUAACUGUAGCUUUGAAAAUGAGCAGUAUACUCACGGAUGUCAACACUAAUUUCUAUAAUUACACAACAAAUUUUAAUCUAUUAGAAUAAUUUGCUACCUAAUUAUACUGAGGUCAUUAUCAUGCAUUCUGUUUGAGCCAAUUUUAUGAUUACCUCAACCAGAAUUUUUCUGUAAUUAAGAUUAAUUAAAUCCUCACUUUUAAUGAUUUGUUUACAAUUGUAUGUGUGUGUGUGUGUGUUCACUCCUCGCUACUAUGAUUAAAAGAGUAAUGCAAAUAAACAUUACAAUUGUUUGGAUGGUUGAAAAUCAUCUGCUAAUUAUCGAAAGUUCAGACUACCAUUCCUCAAGGAUGAAAACUGGAGUCAAUAAAUGACAGUCUUUACAGAGUCAGAAGAAGGUGCUGAUAAUUUAGAGUUCAAUUCAGUUCAAGUGUCUUUAUUUCUCACGUGUCAAAUGUUAAAGGUAACAAUAUAACAAAAAUGAUGCAUAAGGAUUGCGACAAAUUGGCAAUAAAUCUUAGAUACAAAUACAAAAUCAAUAGUUUGAUUACACAUGAUGUAGAAAACAUGAGAAACAAGACACUAAAAAAAGAAGCAGAGCCUGACAAAAUUUAGUACCUCUGAGAUUAAAUACGAUUUGUAAGUCAUAUAGUCGAAAUAAGACUAUAUAUGAAAGUAUUGACCAUUAUACAUUGCCGCCUUAGAAAACGAAAAAACAUCAUUGUUAAAAGAGGUUAUUAGAGGUUACGUCUUUGAGCCUCCAAAAAUGAUGCCAUCAUUAUUUUUUCUGAUUCAAACUGAUUUUUGCAAGAUGUUUCCUAUUUCAUGUAUUACUUUGAUUCAAGAGGGUUUUUUUUCAAAUAUAAAUACUGUUGAAUAUGAUAAUAGAGUAUCAACAUAAAUAAUGCACUGAUGUCCAUGAGUAGAUGUGAUUGCAUGGUAUGCAUUGUAAUCUGAAAUCUAAUAAGAUCUAUAAAAAAAUAGUAUGACACAAAAAUAAUUUGUGCAUGACUUAUCUAUAACACGAGACAGCAUUUAAAGAAGAUGAAUCGAAAGGUCAAUUAUGUAUGUUGUAAUUGAGCAUGAUAAUAAAGAAAAUGAUUUAAUAAUG